Molecule: messenger RNA, 1380 nt
Organism: Filobasidium floriforme
Lineage: Eukaryota; Fungi; Basidiomycota; Tremellomycetes; Filobasidiales; Filobasidiaceae
Exons: 3
Source: RefSeq, a predicted model, not a curated record
AUCCAUCGCGAAGUCCGCGACUUCUUCGGACUCAACUUUAGCUGGUUUUCCUUUUUCCACAAGUCUUUGUUCCUCGCCCAGCUUCACCACCCGGAAGAGCGCUUGCGCAUACAACCUUCCUUGAUCCUGGCCAUGUUUUCUAUCACGACGCUCGCCAAGUCCGGACGAGAGGAGCCAGGCGGACCAGAUCGCAAGCGUGCGCUCGUGUAUGCCGACGCCGCUCAGUCGAUGUUGCAGCAGUCAAUCAUCUCGCAGAGCAUGGAUCCCACGAUGGCUCAGGCUGCUCUCAUCUUGACGGCCUUUGAAGCAUAUCCACAUACCCAUCACGCAUCACACCGAUUCGCCAACGCUUUACAGAACCUCGACACCAUCAUCCAAAGCUUCCAACUGCUGGCAAUGGACGUAAAUGACGAAAGAGCCUCAAUCUUUAUACCCAACCAGCUGCCCUUGCUGGCCAACGACUCUGAAGACGUCUUGCCUGUGAGACCCAUCAAGGCGGACACCAGCUCGACCGAUUCCAGCCCUCAAGGACAGGUGACCAGCAGGUGGGCACCAGAGCCUGCCUGGCCUGUGGAGUGGAGUGUCGGUCAGAUUCGCCAGGACGAGAUGCGACGAAUGGUCUGGACGGCUUCGUCGAUGGCUGGGCAUCUCAGUCAAUUCAGGAACAUGACUGGUGAACAACCGCUCGAGCUUUACAUGACCAAACCUGAAAACUAUGCCAUUUUCUUUACUGCCGAGGUCUUGCUAGUGGACACGGACCCCGAAUCUGCCAAGGCCACAAUCUGGGCUUUAUUCAACCGAGUCACACUUCUUUGGCACUAUAUCAACCGUGUCAGACGGUCGGGAUCUCUUAGCCCAGGGGACAAGCUUGCUCUCGCGACCGAGAUAUGGCGCGAAGCCGAUCGAAUCGAAAAGGCCAUGUUUUCGGUCGAGAUGGAUGGCGGAAGUUCGAUGAAAUGGCAGGCGAACGACUGGCUCUUGAACUUGAGACUCCUGGCGACCGACAACUUCAGGAUGUUGCCGCAGAUGUUCGGGGAGAACGGCAAAAAGGUCGGGAAGGAGUAUGCUAAACGGUGGCUUUCGAGCCAGGCGGCCGUCGCUCAAUUCCUCAUGUCCCCAGGUGGGAUCGGAGAGAAGCAAGACGUUGCGUUCAUCGAACCUCGAAGUUAUUUCGUGUGGAGCCUGAUGUCACAAGCGUAUACUGCCAUUGAUCUUUAUCGUCAAGAUUCGUCCACUUCUGAAGCCCUCAAGGUUGCUGGCGAACUGAUGCGCAGUAUCGAGAGGGUCGCUGAAUCAUGGCCAACCGAGAGUAAGUCUGUUGUCAUAGGGAUAUCUUUAGACCUUCUGCAUGCUGACUUGUAUCGUGCUGCUCCUAUGUAG